Molecule: messenger RNA, 2127 nt
Organism: Vitis vinifera (wine grape)
Lineage: Eukaryota; Viridiplantae; Streptophyta; Magnoliopsida; Vitales; Vitaceae
Product: S-locus-specific glycoprotein BS29-2
Exons: 3
Coding region: 967-1755 (262 amino acids)
Source: RefSeq, a predicted model, not a curated record
GAUAAACGCAAACAAUGCACAACCAGAUUUUAUCCCCUCUUGUGAGAACCUAAUAGGAAUCAAUUUAAUAGAGUAACAACAAUUCACCCAAUGCAACAAGAAUAUGAAUACCAACAAUUUUUAGCGUGGAAAACCUUCCCAAAUGUGAGAAGUAAAAACCACGGGACCCUUAGGCCACUUAAACCCUCCACUAAUAUAAUCAAUGGGUUACACAAUUCUCUCUAGAUGAAACUAGAGGUUUACAUCAGCCAUAUCUCAAGACAAUUAGUCUUGGCAAAUACAAAACAACUUGCAUAAAACAAUGGAGAGAUCUCACCAAAACAGAGUCACUGUUCCCGGACACAAAUCACCACUGUUCCAAACUCCAAAUCCAAUCUCCACCGUUCAAAAUGAAGAUCAAUGAGUUAAGAACGUGCUAGCCAAAAAUCAUCUCGAUCAGACCACGGAUUAAUCUCGAUCAAGGCUGAAUAUCAGAACUGCCCGGGUGAGAAGAAAUCAGCAACAAAGACGCACUGUUCACGGACUGAAACAACAACCUUCCGAAACUCCAAAUCCGAUCUCCACCGUUCAGAUUAGAGAUCAAUGUGUUGAAAAUCUCUCCUUCAAAUUUCAGGUCGAUCGGACCACACACGAAGCGGGAUCGGCCGUUUGAUGAAAUCUGGACAGUAAAGAGAAGAAAAGAAAUUAGCGUUUUUCUUCUCUCUAACUUCAAAAAAUCAGUGGCUUUGGUCCUUUUUCUCUCCAACUUUCUCUUCUUUUUUCUUCUUACUCUCCUCCUAGGGUUGCAAAGAUGAAGAAGAAGAAGAGAAAAUGGUUUCUUCUUCCCUUUUAUACAUUAAGGCCUAAGAAGCCUUAUAUGUUUGGGCUUUGGGCUUUCCUCCACAAGAAGGAAAUAACCCAACCCAACACGAACAAGUGCCUGAUCCUGGGACUUUCACUCUAGAAUGGAAUGACACACAAUUGGUAAUGAAACGCCGAGGGGACAUCUACUGGAGCAGUGGAAUUCUGAAAGAUCGGAGUUUUGAGUUCAUUCAAACUCACCAUAACAUCUACUAUUUCAUCAGUGUUUGUAAUGACAACGAGAUCUACUUCAGCUAUUCAGUUCAAGACGGAGCUAUUUCAAAGUGGGUAUUGAACUGGAGAGGGGGAUUUUUUGACACUUACGGAACUCUAUUCGUGAAGGAAGACAUGUGUGAUCGUUAUGGCAAAUAUCCAGGGUGUGCAGUGCAAGAGCCACCCACUUGCAGGACUAGAGACUUCCAAUUCAUGAAGCAAUCGGUUCUCAAUUCAGGAUAUCCAUCAUUAAUGAACAUAGAUACGAGCUUGGGCCUUAGUGAUUGUCAGGCUAUAUGCAGGAACAAUUGUUCUUGUACUGCUUGUAAUACUGUAUUCACCAAUGGAACUGGAUGUCAGUUUUGGAGGGAUGAAUUGCCACGAGCCCAAGUGGGUGAUGCAAAUCAGGAGGAGCUCUACGUUUUGUCCUCAUCAGAAGACAUAGGGAAGCCUUGGUGGAUAUGGAUUAUCAUUCUCGUUGUAGUAGUAUUUCUGUUCAUGUUAGCUGUCUUUUGUUGUUCACAGAGAAACUCCAGAGGGAGAGUAAGGAGAGAAGUUCAGUUACAUGAAGUUGGGCCUUCUGGUACAACAGGGGAUAGAGAGGGGAAGAAAGGUCAGCCACGUGAUGUUGUGGUUCCUGGUGGUAAAACAGCGGAUAAAAAAAAGAAGAAAGUUACGUUCCUGUUGCGUACAGACGAGUGACGAGAGGCCUGAAAUCUCAGAUGUUUGCUCCAUGCUUAACAGCAAAACUGGGGACCUACCCAACCCAAAUCCACCCCCAUUUUGCACUUAAGGCGAGCCAGGGAGUUGUUCUGCUCUGCUACUUGAGAGAUGGAAGGCGGGUCAAGAUGAGAUGAGAAUUUGAUUCCCUCGUUGUAAGCUUUUCUUUAUUUACGUUUUGUUAAUUUAUAAUAAGAUGACAACUGAACUGAAGCUAGUUUUGUGAUCAUUUGGAACAUAUUUGUACCCAUGUAUUCUGGAGCUCUAUUUGCCCUUUUGCUCUCCAAAACAUCUUAUGAUAUACGUCUAUCUAUAUCCAUCUCAGCCAAAGUAGGCCAUAUAUAUGUUCUAUAA